Gregarina niphandrodes is the source of this 480-nucleotide messenger RNA. Its product is annotated as putative transmembrane protein. Lineage: Eukaryota; Apicomplexa; Conoidasida; Eugregarinorida; Gregarinidae. Bases 1 to 480 code for a protein of 159 amino acids. The transcript has a single exon. The record is from RefSeq and is a predicted model, not a curated record.
AUGAUGACGAGAAGCGAUGAGUCCCGAGUGCGGCGAGGUGGGUUUAGUCGCGGAGUUUCGGUGUUGGAACAGAGUGCUGUUGCUGUGGACGAUAGUCGGGCGGCGCAUUGGUUCCUGGCGGCUCAUACGUUGGCGCUAAGUUGUAUGGCCCUGGCAGCGCCCUUUGUGCGUCGCGCGAUGGUUCCGGGACAUACAGGUCCUGACUUUGUCUGGGGCCUUUAUGAGGAGCGAGACCCUGGCAAGACCGGUGGACCACGCGACGUAGUACCCGCCCACUACUACCUCUUCUACGCAGCCGCCGCCUUCGCAGCACUCACGCUCCUCCUUAGCGUCGUUUGGACCUGCGCACGCGCUGAUGCAGACCAAGAACUCACCCCCAGACCCGUCUCCACACGCACCUCGAUCGACGACGACAUUGCCGAAGAAAUCUUCCUCGACCGAGACCUCAACGCCAUCCGCCGAAGACGCCUGCCCUACUAA